Messenger RNA from Lasiosphaeria miniovina, 3099 nucleotides. RefSeq lists its product as uncharacterized. Gene Ontology annotation, cellular component: cytosol. The record is from RefSeq and is a predicted model, not a curated record. NCBI's taxonomy places the organism in Eukaryota, Fungi, Ascomycota, Sordariomycetes, Sordariales, Lasiosphaeriaceae. Gene Ontology annotation, molecular function: 5-oxoprolinase (ATP-hydrolyzing) activity. Bases 1 to 3099 code for a protein of 1032 amino acids. Gene Ontology annotation, biological process: glutathione metabolic process. The transcript is spliced from 3 exons.
AUGGAAGCCAAGGCCGAGCCCCAGGCAAGGCCUAGGAGACGGCUCCGGAUCGGGGUAGAUGUCGGUGGGACGAACACGGACGGAGUCGUGCUGGAGCCUUCACGGGCGUGGGACGAGGACCGAGGCAUCGUGGCGUGGCACAAGACGGCCACCACGAGCAACCCGAGCACGGGCAUCAGCGCGCUUAUCAUCAACAUGUUCACCACGGCCGGCAUCUCUGCCGGCGACGUGGCCAGCGUGACGAUCGGCACGACGGCGUUCGUCAACGCAGUUGUCGAGCGCGACGCAUCGCGGCUCUCGCCCGUGGCCGUGCUUCGCCUGUCGGGGCCCUUCUCCAAGCACGUCCCGCCGUGCGUCGACUGGCCCGCCGACAUGCGGGCCCUGGUGCUGGGCUAUUACGCCCUGGUGCGGGGAGGGCUCGAGGUGGAUGGCACACUAAUCGGCGACAUUGACGAGGCCCAGAUCCGCACCCAGUGCCGCGAGAUCCGCGCCCGCGGCAUCCGCAGCGUCGUGGUCAAUGGCGUCUUCAGCCCCAUCGACAAUCUCGAGCGCCAGGAGGAGCGCGCCGCGGCCAUUGUGCGGGACGAGAUUCCCGGCUCCGAUGUCGUCUGCUCAAAGGAGGUGGCCAGCCUGGGCUUCUUGGAGCGCGAGAACGCCGCCAUUCUUAAUGCGUCCAUCCUCCGCUUCGCCCGCGCCACCAUCCGCUCGUUCCAAGAACCUGUCCGCCAGUUGGGACUCGAUUGCCCUGUCUUUAUCACCCAGAAUGACGGCACCAUUCUCUCCGGGGACAUGGCCGCCCGGCUGCCAAUCCGGACGUUUUCGAGUGGCCCAACGAAUAGCAUGCGAGGCGCGGCUUUCCUCGUCCAAGGUAGUCGACAGAGUACGGAUGGCAGCGAAGGCGAGGCCAUGAUGGUGGUAGACAUUGGUGGAACGACAACGGACGUGGGGCUGCUGCUGGCCAACGGUUUUCCGAGGCAGCAGGCCGCCUACAGCGAGUUGGCCGGUGUGAGAAUGAACUUUUCGUGCCCAGAUAUCAAAAGCAUUGGGCUUGGCGGCGGCUCGAUUGUCAGGAGAGGAACAGACAGCAAGCCCACGACCAUCGGUCCAGACAGCGUGGGCUACAGGCUGACGGACGAGGCCACCAUAUUCGGGGGGCAGGUUCUCACCGCAACAGACUGCGCAGUGCUGGCCGACCCCGGCCUUCGCAUUGGUAAUGCAGACCUCGUCAAGGGGAUGCUGACGGCCGAGGAAGAGGCGGAGAUCGAGAAUGUUGUGAGACGCAAGCUUGAGAAGGUCAUCGACACGAUGAAGACGUCGCCUGACGACCUGCCGGUGAUUCUCGUCGGCGGCGGGGCCAUCAUCGCCCCCAACGAGCUGAAAGGCGCGACCAAGGUGCUCAAGCCGCGGUGGUCCGAAGUUGCCAACGCCAUUGGCGCUGCCACGGCCCGCGUCAGCGCCGUCGUCGACACGGUCAAGUCCACCGAGUCCAAGACAUCCCAGCAGCUGCUCGACGAGAUCUGCAAGGAGGCCAUCGAGAAGACGGUGGCGGCCGGUGCCACGCCGGGCUCUGUCAAAGUCGUCGAGAUGGAGACACUGCCACUCCAGUAUAUUGCCAAUAAGUCCCGCUUUAUCGUCCGGGCAGCCGGAGAAUUUGAUUUCUCACGGACAGACCUCGCCAAGUCUCCACCUGCCAGCGAAGAGUCUAGGCCAGAGGUAGAAGAAGACGCAGGAGAGACUGAGACGCGACAAAAAGGACAGACAAACGCAGCCGGAUCCGUCGAAGCACCAGAAGUCGACAUCGGAACCUACAAGCCAGAUGUACGCAGCCGCGUCUGGUACAUCAGCGAGACAGACCUCGGCUGGAUUUCUACCGGAUGCUACGUCCUGGGCACCGGCGGCGGCGGGUCUCCCUAUCCGCACAUGAUCCUCCUCCGGCAGCUUCUCCGCGCGGGAGCCGUCGUGCGCGUGGUGAGUCCCGACGACGUGGCCGACGACUCUGCGGUCGGGUGCGGGUGCGGCGCAGGCAGCCCGACAGUGGGCAUCGAGAAGCUUCAGGGCGACGAGAUGAUGGAGGCGCAGACGGAGCUGUACAAGAUGUGCGAGCAGCGGGCCACGCACAUGAUCGCGCUCGAGAUUGGCGGCGGCAACGGGAUACAAGGCCUGACGCUGGCAGCGAGCUCCAACAUGGACAUCCCGUGCGUCGACGGCGACUGGAUGGGCCGCGCAUACCCGACCAAGUGGCAGACGACGCCCGUCGUGUUCAACGAGCGGUCGCCCAUCUGGUCGCCCAUCGCCGUGGCCGACGGCAAUGGCAACGUCGUCGUCAUGCCCAAGGCCGCCUCGGACCUGCAGGUCGAGCGCGUCAUGCGCGUCGCCCUCAGCGAAAUGGGCUCGCAGGUCGGCUGCGCGGACCCCCCCGUCACCGGCGCCGAGAUGAAGCGCUGGGCCGUCGAGCACACCGUGUCGCAGGCGUGGCGCAUCGGCCGCGCCGUGGCGAGGGCGAGGCAGAACAACACGGUCGACGCCGUCGCCGAGACCAUCGUCGACGAGUGCGGCGGCGACGCCUCGGGCCGCGUGCUGUUCAAGGGCAAGAUUGUCGGCGUUCACCGCACGCUGCGUAAGGGCCACAUCUACGGAGAGUGCAUCGUCGAGGGCCUAGGCGGCCGCUUCACAGGCCGCAUCAAGAUCCCCUUCAAGAACGAGAACAUUGCCGCGAUCCGCAUCCCAGAGCCCACGGAGAGCAGCAGCUCCACAGACAGUCCAGACGCGCCGGCGCUCGAGAGCCAGGAAGACGUGCUGGCCAUCGUGCCGGACCUCGUGUGCGUGGUCGACGCGCAGAACGGCGAGGCCAUCGGCACGCCCGAGUACCGAUACGGGUUGCUGGUGGCGGUGCUCGGCCUCGCGGCGUCGGACCGCUGGACCGGCUCGCAGCGUGGCCUCGACCUCGGCGGGCCCAAGGCCUUCGGCUUCGACCACCUCACUUACGCGCCCCUGGGCGUCUUUGCCAAGCCCCGCAGCGUCAUUGACGAGUUCGACCGCGACCAUGAUGCGUCAGCUAGUAAUGUCCCCAAGCCGAGGCGCGCCCCGAGCACUACAUAG